This is a messenger RNA of Engraulis encrasicolus (European anchovy), 1251 nucleotides long. RefSeq names its product glycine cleavage system protein H (aminomethyl carrier), a (gene gcsha). The record is from RefSeq and is a predicted model, not a curated record. Gene Ontology annotation, biological process: protein lipoylation; glycine decarboxylation via glycine cleavage system. The transcript has 5 exons. Gene Ontology annotation, cellular component: mitochondrion; cytoplasm; glycine cleavage complex. The coding region runs from base 22 to 546 and encodes 174 amino acids. Lineage: Eukaryota; Metazoa; Chordata; Actinopteri; Clupeiformes; Engraulidae.
UUUAAGACGUAGCCGGGAAAGAUGGCGGCACGCUUGGCGAUGCGGUGUGUCUUUGCACAGUUGUCUUCUGUGCUUCCAGGGCUGUCAAAAUCAAGUGUCUUUUCGCAUUCUCGUAUCGUAUCGCAGGCAUAUCAGCAACGACCCCUUUCUACUUCCCCGCGACUUUGUGCAGCACUUAAAUACACGGACAAGCACGAAUGGGUGCGAGUAGACGGGGAUGUCGGAACUGUGGGCAUCAGCAAUUUUGCUCAGGAAGCACUUGGAGACGUGGUUUACUGUGGCCUGCCAGAUGUCGGAACACAGCUGUCACAAUCAGAUGAGUUUGGCGCUCUGGAGAGUGUGAAGGCCGCCAGUGAGCUCUACUCUCCGCUGACGGGAGAGGUGGUGGAAGUCAACGACACGUUGGCUGACAACCCCGGCCUUGUCAACAAGUCCUGCUACAAAGAUGGGUGGCUGAUGAAGAUGACCAUUGCUAAGCCUGACGAGCUGAAGGCCCUCAUGGAUGAAGCUGCCUAUGAGAGAUACAUCAAAUCAAUUGAGGACUAGAAUGUUUGUAGAUAUUGAUAUUGGAGCGUGUUGAAUGAUGUCUCAGGUUUGUUUGUUUGUGUGUGUGUCUACAACCUGAUGGACUAACAUACUUGAGACCCUAAGUGGUAGCAGAGGUUCCGUUGUUGCUCUUAUCAUGUGGAGCAUGCUCUCUUGACCCUUGACCCUAACUGGAGACUGACUGUGUGCCAGUAACUCCCUUUGCCAGGUGACAAAAACACUCCAGGUUGCAACUCCAAACCACAUGCCUUCAGGCAAGAAAGAUAUUCUGCACAUACAAUCAAUCCCACACCAAGCUGCUCACGGACUGCACGCACAUUUAUUAUUUCGCCUUUGAUCAUCCACCCUGGAUACAGACAUGACUGGGAUUGUUUGCAAAGAAACUCCCCUUGUGUGUCAGGGAACUUGACACUUUUUUCACUGUUGUUGAGGGCCUGGCCUGAACUGUAGACACUGGGUACAAAUGUUCUCUCCAAACUUGUGUCCUUUCCUCUGUGCACUGGCCUCAUAGUCGACUUGUUUUACGUCCAGGGACAGAGAAAAGGACAGGAGUGGAGAAGUGAUGCGCACCCCAAGAAGGGGUGUUUCCCUGUUACCCUCCCAAGUGUAAUGGGUGGUGGGAGGGGCAUCUGAUGUCACUCAGACUGAACUGCUGUAAUGUAUUUGUAGAUAGGUACUAACUGAAUUAAAGACUGAUAAACUGAA